Messenger RNA from Aedes albopictus (Asian tiger mosquito), 1326 nucleotides. RefSeq names its product calexcitin-1. Lineage: Eukaryota; Metazoa; Arthropoda; Insecta; Diptera; Culicidae. The transcript has 7 exons. The record is from RefSeq and is a predicted model, not a curated record. Gene Ontology annotation, molecular function: calcium ion binding. The coding region runs from base 367 to 924 and encodes 185 amino acids.
AGCUUCUGCAUUCCGUCGUUCCGUGUCCGUGGUGCGAGUUUACUUGUGUUCGCUUGUCGUCGUCGUUGGUCCUGAAGGAGCCACUCUAGUGCGGUUUGUUUCCUCUUCCAGUUGCAAGUCGGUUGAUUGAAUCCAUUGUUCAACAAGCGGUCGGUCCGGUGCCGGUGUUUCCGUUGAUCGUGGUGAUUUGUGUGCUCGCUGCUCAGAUUUGUUCUAGUUCGUGGUUUACCGGUGGAAGCUCGUUUGGCGUUACGGAAUAGUUCCUUCAUAGUGUCGAUUAGACAAACUUUGCAAACAGAUAACACCAUCCACCAGGGUCUUCCUUUUUACUGAAUAGUGAACGAAUCCAACGAAACAACAACAACGAUGGCCGCUAUCUCCGAAUUCCGCAAGAAGAAGCUGCUGUAUGUGUUCCACGUGUUCUUCGACAUUAACCAGAGCGGAGAAAUCGACCGCAAGGACUUCGAGCUGGCAAUUAACAAAAUUUGCGAGCUGCGUGGCUGGCCGGAGGGACACGCCAAGAACAAGGAAACCCACGAUGCCAUGUUCAAGAUCUGGGACGGUUUGCGGACGAAGGCCGACAAGGAUAACGAUGGCCAGGUCUCAGUCGACGAAUGGUGCAACAUGUGGGAUGCCUAUGCCAAAAACCCAAAUGCCGUCCUAGAUUGGCAAGUGAGAUACAUGAACUUCAUGUUUGACCUGGAAGACGCUUCCAACGAUGGAACCAUUGACUCGGAAGAAUUCUCUACCGUUUAUUCGAGCUAUGGCGUCGAUAAGAACGAAUGCCUGGAAGCAUUCAAGAAGAUGUCGAAGGGUGCCACUGAGGUAAACCGGGACCAAUUUGCUGUAUUGUGGCGCGAGUACUUCUCAUCGGACGAUUCAAGUGCUCCAGGAAAUUUCAUCUUCGGCAAGACCGCCUUCUAACGUGCUAGCGCAACCGAAUCCUACUGCGAGAUGCUUCCUAUCAGCUCUUUAUGCUCAUCGAAUGUAAUGGAUCGAUAAAAUUGAUGGAACAAAAUUUAUACUAUUAUAAGUCGCACACUUUAUCAACUAUGGGGAAAUCGAAAACAAUUCUACGCUGAACGUAUUCCUCGUCUUUUGCCAAUACCGUUUUCUAAAAUAUGUAUUCUAGAAAUUUUAUUAUCUUGUUACAGAAUAUAGUUAUGUUAUUCGUGAGUUGUAUUUUACUAGAGAAAUGAAUUAUUCAGACGGUAUAUUCUGCUUUCCUAGAAGCUAUCAUGAAUUAUCUUAACAUUUUGGUUUCAUCAGCAUUUUGAGAAGUAUCAAUCGUACGAUGUCAUUGCUAGAAUAAACGUGUGUAACGAA